This is a messenger RNA of Chironomus riparius, 785 nucleotides long. The record is from the annotation of a GenBank genome assembly. NCBI's taxonomy places the organism in Eukaryota, Metazoa, Arthropoda, Insecta, Diptera, Chironomidae.
AACAGUCUUUUAAAGUUACUCAAGUGAGAAACAUCAAAAAGUCAUUUGACUCAAAAGUGAGAAAAAAAAGAGAUAAAAAAAGAAAAGUUUUGUGAAUUAAAAAAAAAGAUACAAUGGACAUGAAAAUAAGUUUUGUGACAAUCUUUGUGCUGUUCACGUCACUCGUGAUGAUACAGUGCGGUCCAAUUGAUAUACUUACUCAGCUUACUGACAACGCUGACAGACAACUAUUGUUGAGAAUUGCAGAAUUUUUCAGCAGUGAUUAUUCAGAUGAGAGUUCCGUCUCGAGUGGUGUGAAAACACGUGACAUUUCCGAGCAGCAAUCACGUUGUCGACUGCCCAUGAAGAGAGGUCUCUGUAGAGCAUUGAUGCCCCGUUGGCACUACGAUCCAGUUGAAAAAUCCUGCAUUGAAUUUAAAUUUGGAGGAUGUGAUGGAAAUGCAAAUAAUUUCCGAACGCGAAAAGAAUGCAUGAGCGUAUGUGAGGGAGUGUGAUGCUGACUAUAAUUCAAUGCAAAAUAAGCUCCCUGAUGACGUACAAAAAAUCUAGUGAUAGUUUGUGAUAGAAUAGUCCAAUUUAUGUUGACUGACCGAUUUGAACAAAAGGAAUCAGUAUUAAACCAAAUCAUCGCUUAGUCAACACAUUCCUCAUGACUGUAAAUUAUGAUCAAAUAGCAAUAAGAUUUAUUUUUUGAUAAGCUCAUGAAAUCAUUUAGCGAGUAGUUUGCCAGCAUUUAUUGUAUUUAUGAAAGGCAAAAUUUAUUCUGUAAUUGAAAACACUCAAAU